AUGGCUUCAGAGUCCAAAAUUGGAUAUCCCACGCGAGAGUAUAGAAUCCCGUAUGACAAUUCUGCAUCUCUGGACCUUCAUACUGAAUGGUACUUGAUUCUCACUUCCAAUAAUUACCAUUUCUAUUUCAACAGGCUAUUGAAACAGUCAUACUGGCAAUUGGCAGACAUAGCUGCCGAAUUCAAAGAUGUCGACAUCGAAGAAUUUGUGCUGGCUAUCAACUUCGAUGUUAUUUCUUUGAUGUUCGCCAGGAAUGUGGGGCUUAAGGGUUUAGAUGGCUACUAUUUUGAAAAGCAGGAUGCUGAUCAAGACACGAUAGAAGUAGAAGAGUUUGAAGAAGAGGAGGAAGAAAUCAGGGAAAGCGAUACUGGAGAUGCAGAAGAAGUAGAAAUCGACGUCGAAGCCAGAGACGGCAUGAUCAGAGAGUUCUUACUAGAAGAAGGGUACGAAGUAAAGGAAGAGAAAGCGGAAGAUGAAGUCAAAGAAGAACCAAAAGCCCCAACGGGAAUUUCUUUGGUUUCAGGAUACUCUUCUAGUGAAGAGGAAGACGACGAAUCUGGAGAAGAAAAACCUGCUGAGAAAGGAAGUAAUUCUGUUGAAAAAAACGAUCAUCAUGAUAUAUCACAAGAUAAAGAAGAACAAGUUGAAGAAGUUGACGAUCUUCAAUCUGAUGAGUCUGAUUCCGAAAAUAGUGGCCUAGACCUCAAUAUUUCGGAAGAUGAAGAUGGCUCAGAAAGAUUGCAAACGUCAGCAGUUACAGAAUUCAUAGAGCUUUUGGAUAUGUUUGCCGAUCGAAUAGACAAAUACCAACCUUGGGAUCUAAUUGAAGAAGAAUUGCUUCCUGACUUCGUCAAACAUCCACAGUACUAUGCCCUUGAACAUGCUUCGCAAAGAGAGGAAGCAUUUGACGAAUGGUUGAAGAGUAGAUCCCAGAAAGAAGAUAAUUCUUCAGAGAAAGAAGUCACACAAGAACCUCCAUUAUAUCCUACACCAACUUUGGACUUUUACCAUUUCCUCCAAGAUCAUAAAAAGGAACUAAAGUCGGCUACAUACCAGGAAUUUUACAAUAAGAACCACGAGCACAUUAAUGAUGUAGAUCUCGUGUCUAAGGAGAAAGAAGCGCUUUUCCGAAAAUUCAAGAUCAUGCUCCAGGACCAGACGGAAUUCGAGAAGAGCGCUAAAAAAUCGAAAGCAUUAUCCCCGGGAAUCAACCUAAAGAGGUAUAAGUUAGACGAGUUUUUGUCUACCCAAGAAUCCGUCGAAAUCCAUCCCGGCCAAUUACAGGAAAUUACAAAUAGCGGAAGUACAGACUACGGAAAAUGGCUCGCAUUAGCUAACAAAUUAAAUCUCCGCAAGGAGUUAAUUGAAAGCACUAAAAACUUCAUAGUAGGUGACGAGAAGAGACUAGCAGCUUACCUAGAUAAGUUUUCAAGUAAUUGA
Scheffersomyces stipitis CBS 6054 is the source of this 1440-nucleotide messenger RNA. RefSeq lists its product as uncharacterized. The record is from RefSeq and is a predicted model, not a curated record. Bases 1 to 1440 code for a protein of 479 amino acids. NCBI's taxonomy places the organism in Eukaryota, Fungi, Ascomycota, Pichiomycetes, Serinales, Debaryomycetaceae. The transcript has a single exon.